AUUAUUUCACUGACAGUUCGCGGCGGACACUUUUACCAAACGACUUAGCAGCGCAGCGAGUUUCCAGUUUCAGUUUUAGUUUUGUUACCGGCGUUUACAUCAUGUCGAAGACCUGUUUGGUUGUAAGCGCCCUUUUGGUCUUGGGUGUUAAUGCGGACUUUUUCAGUGGUCCCUACGACCCAUACAACCCGUACCCCAUUUACGAUCCGUCUGUUUACAGUCCGUCGUUUAACUGGCGCGCACAGUAUCGCUCCGGUGAAGAUUUAGAAUCGGCAGAGAGCAGAGAACCUUUAUCACCAGAUUAUAAAGAUCCAAAGAAACUGAGCAGAGGGCCACCUAGCAAACCAAGUUUUGAUGAUGGAGUUUUACCCGGUGGCGUUUUGGACGUAGACGCUGUUGAUGGGUUUGCCAAUCCUGCCGGUAUACCCGGUUUGGGUUCAGAUUUCGGUUUUGGAAUAGGCAGCCAUGGUGGUCUUCCAAGGAGGCCCAAUUCAGGCGGCUUGUUUGGUUUCGGCAGCUUUUUUGGUCCGUCCAUGGGCGACUAUCAACCAUGGUGGAAGGGGUCAAACGUGUGCAUUGAACGCGAAGAGAGCACGGAUGAUGACGACGACGACGAGCACGCCAUCGAGAACCAAAAGAACGAGACCGAGGAAGUGCCCAAUUUCUUUUCGACGUCCAUCAGUCUCUCGAAUUGCCAUCAGACGCCGACGAAAUACGAAUGUGUCACGAAGAUUAACAAUCACGGCGUCGUGAAGACAUUUACCGUUCGCUACAAGUGCUGUUACGGCUUUGUGCGCGGCGAAGGCUCCGCCGGUUGCAACAAACAAUUAGAGCUCAAAUUAUUGGCGGAAACAAUCGAGCAACUGGAGGGCAAGUCGUUCAUGGAGAUGGUAUCGAUGGCGGGCAUGCGAGAUGAAAUCGAUAACGGCAACUUUACCGUCUUCCUGCCCACUGACCAGGCUAUUGAAGACUUUGACGAUAAAAUGACCGACAUGAAUCGCGUUGAAACUUUACGUCGCCGGCGGGACGCCAUCUCUACACCGGAACUAGUGCGCAACCAUUUUGUGCCUGGCUUUGUCGAUCUUAACGAUUUGUCUAAUGAGGAAUUAAUUACCACCGAAAACGACAACAAGUCGAUUAGGAUCAACGUUUAUCCGACUAGGUCGUUCGAGAAAAUGGUCACGGCAAACUGCGUGCGAAUUAAGAAAAGCAACAACCUGGCAAAGAACGGCAUUGUGCACGUGCUUGACGGAGUUAUGCAACCAGCUGUCAACAGUAUCCCACUUAUCGUUGAAGAACAUCCGAAACUAACCAGUUUUAAGAAAGUUUUGGAAAACACUGACCUGGACACACUUUUCAAAGAUGACGGACAUUACACUGUCUUUGCUCCAACAGACGAAGCCUUUGAAAAGUUGGACCCUGCUACAAGAGAAAAACUUUUGGGUGGUAAAGGUUGUGCCGGUAGCAUUUUGCGUCAUCACAUCGUUGGCAAUACAAUCUGUUCAUCCGCAAUCAUCGGUAAUGCGACGACACACAAUCUCGCCGGCGAAGUACUCGAGAUGGAGCGCAAGGAUGAUAACAAAUUGGUCAUUGAAGGGAACGCCAACAUUGAGAAGGCAGACAUUAUGGCCACUAAUGGUGUCAUUCACUUGAUUGAUACCAUUAUGAUCCCCGAAACAGCGCUCUACUUGAACGACGCCUUGAAGAACAACAACAUGACCAAGUUCCAGAAGUUGAUUGAAGACGCGCAAUUCCAAGAAGAAAUGAAUGCUUUCGAGAAUGCUACGGUUUUCGCUCCGAGUGACGAAGCACUCGGAACUCCCGAAGCGAAAAAGUACAUGGAGGAAAUCGCUGACGAUAAGGAAAUGCGUGAAUUCAUCAAGGCCCACGUGAUUGAUGGUAAACUCGAGACAUGCGAAAUGGAGAACAACGUUUUCUUGAACACUCUUGCCGAAGAUCAACGCUUGCGAGUUAAUUUAUAUUCCACGUUGCCAUUAUUUGCCAAUAUCGUAAAUAGAGCAACCGUCAAUUGCGCACGCUUGACCAAUUUCGACGAGAAGUCGUGCGGAUCCGUUAUCCACGAAGUCGACCGCAUCCUCAUGCCAGUAAACCAGACCAUCAUGGAUGUUAUCGAAAAUGAUGACAACUACAGCACUCUGCGCAAGGUCAUGAAGGACACCGAAUUGGUAGAGAUACUGAAGGACACCAAACGAUCAAUUUCAUUCGUGGCGCCAGAUAACGAAGCGUUCAAGAACGUUAACGACGAAGAUAUGAAGACUCUACUCGAAGAUAAGGAGAAAGCCAACUUGGUUCUUAAGAAUCACGUGCUAACAGAGGUUUUAUGCUGCGCGGGCGUCGGUCCCCAAACUUGGGGCUUCAAUAGUGUUGUCUCGACUAUGGCUGGUCAGCAUCAACAGGUUUCUCGCAGCGGGUCGCGCCAGGUACGCAUCGGUCGUGCUUCUGUCACAAAGUGCGACGGUAUGGCCACUAACGGCGUUGUCCACACCGUCAACCGGGUACUCUUCCCACAACGUCCCCACCACCCACAAUUGGGCUUCUUCUUCUUUGAUUUUUAAAUAUUUAUGUUAUCUACACCACACACACACAUACAAAAAGAAACAAUGACUGAUGUUUAAUGUUUGUACUUUUAUUAUAUUAUUAACUUUAUUACUUGCAUAACGUAGCUACCGAAGACGUGUGUAUGUUGUAAUUGUAAUUUAAAAUGGUGAUAAAAGAGUUAAAUUAUAAAUGCAGGGUUGUGAGAAGCUUGUGAAUGCGAUUACAUUUGAGAUGUUUAGAUAGGUCGCCCCAAUCGUGAAGCAUAAUCCGAAGAGGAUCACUAGUAACGCGAGCGUUGUUUGUAAAUUGGUUUGGAAGUAAUUUUGAUCCGGAUGGGUAUCGUUUGGUGAUCGUGGUGAUUGUAUCAUUAAAUUGUCUGACGCAGGUUGCGAGCUGGUCGACGCUAUUGAAGGAGUUGUUGAAUUGUAAACGAUGUUAUUAAAUACAGCCAGUUGUAAUUCUC
Messenger RNA from Dalotia coriaria, 3022 nucleotides. RefSeq names its product midline fasciclin (gene mfas). Gene Ontology annotation, cellular component: extracellular matrix. Lineage: Eukaryota; Metazoa; Arthropoda; Insecta; Coleoptera; Staphylinidae. Gene Ontology annotation, biological process: extracellular matrix organization; cell adhesion. Gene Ontology annotation, molecular function: cell adhesion molecule binding. The record is from RefSeq and is a predicted model, not a curated record.